ACACUACAUAGUUGAAAAGAGAGAGGAGGCCAGGAAGGCGUUUACCAGUGUUUGUAGCAACUGUGUCAGGAAUUCCUACAAGAUUGACAAUCUACAGGAAGGAAGCUUUUAUUAUUUCCGUGUCCUCGCAGUGAAUGAGUUUGGCGCUGGACAGCCAGCAGAGACGGCUGAUGCUGUUAAAGUGUCUGAGGCUCCUCCCCCUCCCGGCAAAAUCACGCUGAGAGAGGUCACUUGCAAUAGUGCGAGACUCUCGUGGGAGAAGCCUGAUCAUGAUGGAGGAAGCAAAAUCACGUGUUACAUCGUAGAAAUGCAACCCGAGGGACACGAUACAUGGACGAAAUGCUCAGAGAGUAAAGUGCUAGAAAUGACCGUCAAUGGACUGACAGCAGGACGGGAGUAUUUUUUCAGAGUGAGUGCCGUGAAUGAUAAAGGGAUGAGUGAACCAAAAGCCUUGCUGACACCUGUUAUUGUAAAGGACACCAGUGCUAAGCCUGUUAUCAAUCUGCUGACCAAUACAUUUAGUGUAAAGGUAGGGAAUGAUUUGAAAAUUGAUGUUCCCUUUAGAGGCGUCCCACCACCAACGGUAGUCUGGAAUAAAGAGGGAAACGUGUUGAAGGAGACAAGCAGAGUAAACGUACAAACAUCUGAAUCUGCGUCUCAGUUAUGCAUUAAGGAUGCAGCCAGGUUUGAUGCUGGUGCCUAUGAGGCAAUCCUGACCAAUGCUGUUGGAACGACAUCCGCUGAAAUCUUUGUAAAUGUUUUUGAAAGGCCCGGACCACCGAGCGAUCUCAGAGUGGAUGAAGUUAGUGCGGACUUUGUGUCUCUGUCGUGGCAUCCCCCGCUUUACAGUGGUGGGUGUCAAAUAACGAAUUACGUUGUUGAGAAAAGAGACGCGGGCAGUUCAGCAUGGCAGAAUGUGUCGGCCACAGUUGCAAGAUCAUCAAUCAAAGUUUCCCGGCUGUCACAGGGUACUGAAUAUCAAUUUCGAGUGGCUGCAGAGAAUCGCUAUGGAAAGAGCCAGUUUAUUGAAACAGACACGGUCAUUGCCCAGUAUCCCUUCAAACCACCUGGUCCACCAGCUAACAUCCAUGUUGUCCAGGCUUCAAAGUCUGUAAUGAUCAUUGCUUGGGGCAAACCGAACAGCGAUGGUGGCAGCCCUAUUUUUGGUUAUCAUGUUGAAAGCAAAGAUCAGAGCAGUAUACUAUGGACAAAGGUAAACAGAAGUCCAGUGACUGAGAACCAAUACAAGGUGACAAGCGUUGAAGAGGGUCUGAUAUAUGAGUUUCGAGUCUACGCUGAGAAUUUGGCCGGUGUUGGACCCUGCAGUAAGCCAUCUGAACCGGUUGCAGCAAGAGACCGGUGUGAUGCCCCUUCAAAUCUCACAGUCACCAGUGUGACCAACACUUCAGUUUCACUCUCCUGGGACAAACCAAACUACGACGGGGGUGCUAAAAUAACAGGUUACAUUGUUGAGCGCAAAGAGCUGCCAGAUGGCUGCUGGCUGAAGUGCAACUUCACAAACUUAAUGGACACCUUUUUGGACGUGACUGAGCUCACGGAGGGUGAGCAAUAUGAAUUUCGGGUUACUGCAAAGAAUGCAGCCGAGUGUUUCAGCGCGCCUUCUGAAACCACCGGGCCUAUUACGGUGCAGCAUGAUGUGGAGCCGCCUAUUAUCAACUUGGAUGACAAAUUUAGGCAGGCGGUGGUGGUCAAAGCGGGAGACCUUCUCAAGAUAGAUGCUGAAAUUUACGGCCGCCCUAACCCCACCGUGUUUUGGUUGAAAAACGGAAGAAACAUUAGCACCAAGGGAAGGGUUGAGAUAUCGGCAACAAAGUGCCACACUUCUCUCCUUAUCAGGGAGAGUGUAAGGAAAGACUCUGGACAGUAUACGCUAACCUUGCAGAACACAGGAGGUACCACAUCCAGGGUUGUUACCUGCAAGGUGCUAGACAGACCAGGCCCUCCUGCUGGACCUCUGGAAGUGUCUGGCCUAUCAGCAGAGAAGUGUACCUUGUCCUGGGGACCUCCACACGAGGACGGUGGUGCAGAGGUCUUGCACUAUAUUGUUGAAAAAUGUGAAACCAGCCGUGUUUCUUGGACUCUUGUGUGCGAUGACGUGAUGGCAACCACCUGCAAAAUAACCAAACUCCUCAAAGGAAAUGAAUACCUUUUCAGAGUGAGAGCAGUAAACAAAUAUGGGGAAGGGGAGAUUUUGGAAAGUGAGCCAAUAAAAGCUAUGGAUCCAUUCACUAUCCCGUCUGCUCCGACAGACGUUGAAGUCACUAGUGCUACCAGUGAAUCUAUGACGAUCAACUGGAAGAGGCCUGCUUCUGAUGGCGGUAGCCGUAUAAGUGGCUACAUUAUAGAGAAACGAGAAAAGCAUGGUGUCCGCUGGGUCAGAGUAAACAAAAAACCAGUCUAUGACCUACGAGUCAAAGCCUCUGGCCUGCAUCAGGGAUGUGAGUAUGAAUUUAGAGUGUUUGCUGAGAAUGCUGCUGGUCUAAGUGAGCCCAGUUCACCAUCCCCUCUUGCCUCAGCAGAGGAUCCAACGUUUUUACCCUCCCCUCCAGCAAAGCCCGCCAUAACUGAUUCAUCCAAGUCCUCCGUCACUCUGGCAUGGAACAAGCCACUGUUUGAUGGCGGAGCACCAAUUACAGGGUACAAAGUUGAAUUUAGAAAACCAACAGAGGAGGACUGGGCUGUGGGUGUUCAGAACACAGACAAGACAGAGUUUACAGUGACCGGACUAGCAACCGGUGCAGAAUACGUGUUUACCGUAAGAUCCGUUAACAAGAUUGGCAUGAGUGAGCCCAGUCCUGAAACAGACCCCACACUUGCCAUGGAGAGGGAGGAGGAGCCCAGAUUCAACAUCAGCCCUGAAAUGAGAAAGACUCUGCUUGUAAAAGAUGGCUGCUCUUUUACUUUGACUGUACCUUUCAUCGGCAAACCUGCUCCCAGUGUGUCAUGGGAAAAAGCAGGUGUUGAUUUAAGGGUCAGGGGACUUAUACACACGAGCAACCUCAUUACCUCCAUCACAGUGGAGCAGGCAACACGCGAUGACUCUGGCAAAUACACAGUCAAACUUCAAAAUGUUGCCGGAUCUGCAACUUUAACCCUGAAUGUCAGGGUUUUGGAUUCGCCGGGUCCUCCUAGCAACAUAACAGUCAAAGAUGUGACUAAGAACUCCGCCACUGUUACCUGGGACAUCCCCGAGAAUGAAGGCGGAGGUCCUGUGAACAACUACCUCAUAGACAUACGAGAAAUUAGUAGAAAAGGUUGGACAAGACUCACGGACAAAUGCCGGCGACUGUCCUAUAAGGUGUCUGAUCUGGAAGAGGGAGGGAUCUACUUCUUCAGAGUCACCGGUGAAAAUGAAUACGGCAUUGGGGUUUCAGCUGAGACAAAAGAAGGAACAAAGAUGACAGGAACAACAGACUGGGAGACAAACCAGGGAGCUUAGUGUUUCAACCCAACAAGACCCACUUUCUUUUAUGAUUUCUAAUAAGAAGAACAGAUUUUUUUAAUCCAUUUGUUUAGCUAUUAAUAAUUGUAUGGGGAAUUUAUAUGUGGAAAAUUUACUGUCAGUGAUUUUAAAGAAAUAACUAAACCUACUCACUCUGAAAAUGUUUUAAUAUCUGAGAUUCUUGUUCAAGUGAGCUUUAUGAAUAAAAGAUGUCUAUUUCUAUAUACAGUGAUUUUCAAUAAAUUAGAAUAUGCAUUCCAAUGAGGCUUGUUUGUCAUGUUAAAAGUAUCUUGAAAAUACCAAUCUGUAAGCAUCAAUUAAACAUGCUUUUUACUGGUCCACUGUAAUAUUGUAAUCUUAAAUGAUGUUUUUUUUGUCAGCUGUUAGCAGAAAAUCAUCAUAAUUAACAGAAAUAAAGACUUGAAUACAUCAA
Fundulus heteroclitus (mummichog) is the source of this 3896-nucleotide messenger RNA. RefSeq names its product titin-like. Gene Ontology annotation, molecular function: protein binding. NCBI's taxonomy places the organism in Eukaryota, Metazoa, Chordata, Actinopteri, Cyprinodontiformes, Fundulidae. The transcript has 2 exons. Bases 308 to 3460 code for a protein of 1050 amino acids. The record is from RefSeq and is a predicted model, not a curated record.